Messenger RNA from Tetranychus urticae (two-spotted spider mite), 1389 nucleotides. RefSeq names its product rRNA methyltransferase 3, mitochondrial. Lineage: Eukaryota; Metazoa; Arthropoda; Arachnida; Trombidiformes; Tetranychidae. The record is from RefSeq and is a predicted model, not a curated record. Gene Ontology annotation, molecular function: RNA methyltransferase activity; RNA binding. Gene Ontology annotation, biological process: RNA processing.
AUUAUCGAUACCCAGCAACAUUGCUUGAUAUUGCUUCAAAACAGAGUUUUGUUUUGCACGAGUUUUGUUUAGGUUUUUUGUUUUAACUCGUGUCGUUAUUUAUUGUGCCUUAUUUCAAAAAUGUUUAAUAUUCGUUCUCGUUUGUUUACCAUCACACCAACCAUACAACUAAAUUUUUCAUUCUCUAGUGAUAUGAUUAGUCGUAAAAUUUUGAAUGUGUUAGACUCCGAAGGCAAUCCAUUAUAUUCUGAAACGGAAAUUCCAAGUGAAAAAAAGUACAAUGUUGAAAAAUUACGAGACAAGAAAAGAUUCAAUGCCAAAGCUUAUGCCGGCUAUGUUCGGGACAUGUCAUUAAAAGAUGUUCAGCAAUGCCGAUUUGAUAAUAGGAUAACCUAUGUUCCUAUAAACAAUAAGCAUCCUGACUUCACACGUGCUGUUUUAAUUAUUCGAGGAACUACACCCGAAAAGAAAUCUUUUAUUGCCUUGGAAGGUAAAAAUAUUAUUCGUGAUGCUUUAAAUUGUGGCAUGAAAUUAGACAAAUUAUUCUUUACCAGUGAACACCUAUUGAAAGGGAUUCCUGAAUUAGAGCGAGUUUUAGCUGCUGCUCAGCUCGGAGAGUAUAAGGAUCAUGGUCCAGUCAUUUUGAAAGUUACCCCGAAUAUGAUGAACCGAAUGACUACAGUUGAGACACCACCAGGAUUAAUUGCCAUUUUUGCUAAACCUACAAUGGACCAAGAAUCUUCUGCAACUCGUAGUUGUUGUUUGCCUAUUACAGUAAUUGGUGAUAACAUUCGUGAUCCAGGUAAUAUGGGAGCGUUGAUACGUUCUUCUGCAGCCAUCGGAGUUGAGAUGUUAAUAUGUACUAAGGGAAGUGUAAAUCCAUGGGAAUCAAAAGUAGUGAGAUCUGGAGUUGGUGCUCAUUUUCGGGUUAAUCUUCUCACCGACUUCAUGUGGUCAAAUUUACCUUCGAUAUUACCUCCAACAGAUUCUACAUUAUUCUUCGCAGAGAAGGUUGGCAUUAGAGCGGAUAAAUCAGAAUUUUCAACUUCCAAGACAAUUGAAGAUAAAAACUAUUUCGAUAUUGAUUAUUCAAGUUUCAUUAAAAACGAUAAAAAGUUGUGUGUGAUCAUCGGAGGAGAAACGCAAGGAAUCAGCGACGAAGCCAUGGAUAUUUCUAAAAUUUAUAAUUCAUAUAAAGUAAACAUACCAAUAAUGAAAGGAAUCGAUAGUCUCAAUUCAGCCAUAGCUGGAUCAGUCAUAUUAUUUGAAAUACAACGACAAAUCAUCAAAAAUUUAAGCUGAUAAAUAAACUAGUCUUUUUUGUUGUAAGUAAAUGUAAAUUGUGUAUUUUUUCAGUAAUAAUACAUAUUAGCCUUAUUGUAUUUACAU